Melitaea cinxia (Glanville fritillary) is the source of this 2977-nucleotide messenger RNA. RefSeq names its product catenin alpha (gene alpha-Cat). The transcript is spliced from 23 exons. Gene Ontology annotation, biological process: cell-cell adhesion; cell migration. The record is from RefSeq and is a predicted model, not a curated record. Bases 1 to 2766 code for a protein of 921 amino acids. Gene Ontology annotation, cellular component: catenin complex; adherens junction. Lineage: Eukaryota; Metazoa; Arthropoda; Insecta; Lepidoptera; Nymphalidae. Gene Ontology annotation, molecular function: cadherin binding; beta-catenin binding; actin filament binding.
AUGGCAACCAUGACGGACCCCUACGGUACGACCGGGCAGUUGACCCUCAAAUGGGAUCCGAAGAACCUGGAGAUACGUACCAUGUCGGUGGAGAGGACUCUGGAACCGCUGGUUCUGCAAGUUACAACACUUGUGAACAGCAAGGAUAAGUCCGCUAAGAAGAAGCGACCUGGCAAAUCCAAACGCGCCAGUGCAUUAGUGGCAACCGUAGAAAGAGCGACUGAGAUCUUCAUAGAACGAGGGCAGACUAUAGCCUACGAGAACCCAGAUAUUACCCAGGAGAUGUUGGCCGCCGUGGAGGAGGUCAGGAAGGCUGGCGCGGCGAUGAGCCUGGCUGCGCGCGAGUUCUCCGAGGAGCCGUGUGCGUCGUCCGUUCGUUCGGGAAUGGUGCGCGCGGCGCGCGGCCUGCUGUCCGCCGUCACGCGCCUGCUCAUCCUGGCCGACAUGGUGGACGUGCACCUGCUGCUGUCCAACCUGCGGACCGUGGAGAACGACCUCGACAAGCUGAAGUCAGCGUCCUCCCAAUCGGAGUUACUGGAGUCGGCGCGCCAGUUUGGUCGCUCUGCCAAUGAAUUGGCGUCCCAGGCAGCUCGUCGGCAGCGGGAGCUCAAGGAACCUCGGAUGAAGGACGAGCUGGCCGCUGCGCGCGCCGUUCUGAAGAAACACUCAACCAUGCUACUCACCGCCUCCAAGGUGUACGUGCGCCACCCCGAGCUGGCGGCCGCGAAGGCGAACCGCGACUUCGUGCUCCGCGCCGUGUGCUCCGCCGUCGACACCAUCGCGGCCGUGGCGCGGGGCCGCGCGCUGCCGCCUACCGGUACGAAUCGAGUUCCUGUCGAAGGACCCGGCGAGUUGGCUCAAGCCCUUGACGAUUUCGAUGAACGUAUGGUGAUGGAGCCGCUCGCGUACUCGGAGCUCCGCACGAGACCGUCUCUGGAGGAACGCCUCGAGUCCAUCAUUUCGGGUGCAGCCCUCAUGGCCGACAGCUCCUGUACUAGGGACGAACGUCGGGAACGCAUCGUGGCCGAAUGUAACGCGGUCCGCCAGGCUCUGCAGGACUUGUUGCACGAGUACAUGAGCAACGCCGGUCGCGCUGAACAGUCCGAGGGUCUGGAGCGGGCGCUGGAGCAAAUGUGCAGGAAGACCAGGGAUCUUCGCAGGCAGCUAAGGAAGGCGGUGGUCGACCACGUCUCUGACAGCUUCUUGGAGACGAACGUCCCCCUUCUGGUUCUUCUAGAAGCGGCCAGAAGCGGUAACGAGAAGGAGGUCGAGGAAUACGCGAUCGUGUUCACCGAACAUGCCAACAAACUUGUCGAGGUUGCCAACCUCGUGUGCUCGAUGUCCAAUAAUGAGGACGGUGUCAAGAUGGUGCGACACGCAGCUGGACAAAUAGAGGCACUGUGUCCGCAGGUGGUGAACGCGGCGCGCGUGCUGGCGGCGCGGCCGCGCUCGCGCGUGGCGCAGGAGAACGCGACCGCCUUCGCGCGCGCCUGGGAGGCGAGCGUGCGCGUGCUGAGCGACGCGGUGGACGACGUCACCACCAUCGACGACUUCCUGGCCGUCAGCGAGAACCACAUCCUGGAGGAUGUAAACAAGUGUGUGGUGGCGCUGCAGGAGGGAGAUCCAGACUCGCUCGAGAGGACCGCGGGUGCGAUACGUGGGAGGGCGGCCAGGGUGUGCUCGGUCGUGACUCAAGAGAUGGACAACUACGAGCCGUGCAUAUACACGAAGAGGGUUCUGGAGGCGGUCACCGUGCUACGAGAUCAGGUUAUGUCAAAGUUCGCGGUAAGAGUCGACGCCGCCGUGUCGGCUCUCGGCGAUGGGGCGGGCGCUGGUCUCGACGAGAACGACUUCAUAGACGCCUCCCGUUUGGUCUACGAUGCAGUGCGUGAGAUACGGCGUGCCGUUCUGAUGAAUAGGACGAGCGACGAUCUCGACACCGACACGGAAUUCGAACCCGUCGAAGACAUGACGAUGGAAACGAGGAGCCGUUCGAGCGCUCACACCGGCGAGCACGGCGUCGACGAGUACCCAGACAUCAGUGGCAUUACUAACGCUAGGGAGGCGAUGCGUAAAAUGACAGAGGAGGAUAAGCGCAAGAUACUCCAGCAAGUGGAGUUGUUCAGACGGGAGAAGAUGACCUUCGACAACGAGGUCGCCAAGUGGGACGACGCUGGGAACGAUAUCAUAAUGUUGGCGAAGCACAUGUGCAUGAUCAUGCUCGAGAUGACGGACUUUACUAGAGGCCGAGGUCCGCUCAAGACGACGAUGGACGUUAUCAACGCAGCGAAGAAGAUAUCCGAGGCCGGUACGAAGUUGGACAAACUGACCCGUGAAAUUGCCGAGCAGUGUCCGGAAUCCUCGACCAAGCAAGAUCUACUGGCGUAUCUCCAGCGUAUCGCCCUCUACUGCCAUCAGAUCCAGAUCACCAGCAAGGUCAAGGCUGACGUUCAGAAUAUUUCUGGAGAGCUCAUCGUCAGCGGACUCGACAGCGCCACGUCUCUCAUCCAAGCGGCUAAGAACCUGAUGAACGCCGUAGUUCUGACAGUGAAGGCUUCAUACGUCGCCUCCACGAAGUACACCAGACAGGGAACUAUAGCGUCACCGAUCGUAGUAUGGCGUAUGAAGGCCCCCGAGAAAAAGCCCUUGAUUCGUCCCGAGAAGCCCGAGGAAGUAAGGGCUAAAGUACGUAGAGGCAGUCAAAAGAAACAGCCGAGCCCCAUACACGCUCUGGCCGAGUUCCAGAGCCCCGCGGAGAGUGUAUAAUGGAGCUCGAUCUUCACUUAAUUAUUUAAUUAUAAAAAUAAUUUGAUUCCCUUUUAGUACUAAAUUUUACACAGUCGUCAAUAUUUGCCAAUCGUUGGCAAUGUCAUGAAAAGUGCUUGUCAUUGGCAAGAUCAUGUAGUACAAUUGGCAAGGUUUUUAUUACAAAAAAAAUUGUUAUGUUAAUAAAUAUAAAUAAAUACAUUUUUUUUAA